AUGGCGGAAUAUAUGUCAGAAAGAGAACUGAGAAAAAUUGAAAGAAAUAGGAGAAAGGAGGAAGAUAGAUUAAAAAGACAAAAUGCAAGAACACUAGAAAAGGAGGAAAAACGUAAGCGUGAGCAAAGUGAACAUGAUAAAAAGGAGAGAGAACAACUUGAACUACAAAAGCAGAGAGAAAGGUUAAUACAUGAACGGCGUAAACUUAAAGAGAAAAGCAAGCUGCUAUAUGAAAUGGAGAAAGGAAUGAAAGAAAGAGAAAAGGAGGAAGAGUUUAAAGAAUUAGAACAAGUUGAUAGUGAUCAUAAUAGUAGUAUAGAAAGAAAAGAAAGAAGUGAUAAAAUCAGAAAGUAUACAAGUUCAAGUAAGGAAAACCUAAGAUUGAAAGAAAGUGAAAUUACACAAAGCAAUAGAGCUGAACGUAAAGAUAGUUCAGAUAGUGAAUAUUCAGAUUUAGAUAAAUCAACGGAAUUACAGGCAAAUGCUAGACAGACAUUUAGUGAAGAAAGAAUGAAGAAAAGGAAAGGUUCAGUUCUGAAUAUGAAAGAUGAAAUGAGCUUCAGGAAUGAAAACCCACUAUCAAGUGAUAGUCUAGAAGAUAAAGAAAGUGAAAUAGAAUUAGAUUCAGAACAAUCUGAAAGUGAUGCCUCGGAAGAUGCAUACACAACAGUGGAUCAAAUAUAUGAUGUAGAUUAUAUUGAAAAUCCGAGACAUAAUAGUACAGAGAUAGAAACUGAAGAAAACAAAAAUAUUAGAGAAAAGAGGGUAAAUGAUGCUAUCCAAGAAAAUAGAAUGCUCAAACAAAAACAAGCUGAAGAACUAGACAAAUUAAAGCAUAGACAGACAGAAACCAAAAGAGAAAGUGAGAAACGAAAGAUAGAGAAAGAUAAACUGAAGAAAUUGAAGGACGAGGAACUGUUACUAAAGCAACGAAUUAAGGAGAAAGAAGCUCGAUUACUUAAUGAGAAAAGAACUAAUGCUGAAAUAAAUGAGAACAAAAGCGAUACUAGAAAGGCAAACAAAAGUGAGAAAACUGAAAGUACGAAAGCAAAGUUACACAAGCCCAAUAUCCCAUCAUUAACUGAAACUACAUUCGAAGAAUGGAAAAUAGAGGUUGAAAUUAUUCUUAAGUCGGGACUAUAUGAGGAAAAUAUUCUCCGACAAGCAAUUAGGAAUUCUUUAUGUGGACACACCAGAAAGAUAUUGUUGACAAUGAGUCCUGAUGCAACCAUACAGCAAAUUAUAAACAAGUUAGAAGGUAUAUAUGGAAACAUCAGAUCGGGUGAAUCAGUUUUAUCUGAAUUUUACAUGUCGAAACAAGGAAAGGAUGAAAAUGUGUCAGAAUGGGGCUUGCGAUUGGAAAGUAUAUUACAGAGAGCAAUAGAAAAAGGUCAUAUAAAAGAAGAACAAAGAGAAGAUAUGUUAAAAACAAGAUUCUGGAGGCAUUUGUACAGUGAGGACUUGAAAAACGCUACAAGACUAAGCUUUGAAACUUCAAAGUCUUUUGAAGAGUUGCGAAGAAAAGUACGUAUAGAAGAAAACGAGAUGUCGAUGACGAGAAUACAAGAAGUAGAAAUAGAAGAUAAAAUAUCACUAAAUCAGCAUAAAAGUGAAGACGACAGUGAUAUUGUCAUGAAAACAGUUUUAGAAAGGAUGAAAAGGCUAGAAGAAGAACUUCUUCGAGUUCAAGAAAAGUCUAGAGAAGAGAAAGAAAGUACAAGUGGUGACAUACAUAGACGUCAUGAUAUAGAGCAAGAAAGGAGUAGAUGGGAUAGAAGAGAUAGAUAUAGAGAUAGAUAUGAUAGAGGUAAUUACAGAAAUAGAUACAGAGAUUAUGAAUAUGGGGACAGAAGAAAUUACAAAAGAGAUUAUCGAGAAAGAUAUGACACAGAUAGACCAAACAGAGAUUAUCGUAGACGAUAUGAUGAUAUAGAUUGGAGAAAAGAGGACGAUAGGUACCCAAGAUACAGAAGAGAUGAUAUUGAAAGAGGAUAUAGGGGAGACAGAAGAACUAAUGAUAGAUACGGAUAUGACAGAGAAAGAAAUUACGAUGUGAACAGCUGUAGAGAUCAAAAUGAGAAGUACAGAGAGUCAGACAGCAGAAGAGAUAAUAAAGAGUUUGACAGAAAUGAUAGAGAAGGUUCAAAUGCAGAACAGAGAAAACAAGAUACGGCCAAAGGAGAUACAGCAAAACAAGAACACAAACAAGUACAAUCAAAUUCCAAGACGGAGGCAGCCGGUAGAACAAACACACCAAAUAAGCCUUUAAACCGGUAG
This is a messenger RNA of Mercenaria mercenaria, 2277 nucleotides long. RefSeq names its product trichohyalin-like. The record is from RefSeq and is a predicted model, not a curated record. The transcript is spliced from 3 exons. Bases 1 to 2277 code for a protein of 758 amino acids. Lineage: Eukaryota; Metazoa; Mollusca; Bivalvia; Venerida; Veneridae.